Messenger RNA from Aspergillus novofumigatus IBT 16806, 207 nucleotides. RefSeq lists its product as uncharacterized. NCBI's taxonomy places the organism in Eukaryota, Fungi, Ascomycota, Eurotiomycetes, Eurotiales, Aspergillaceae. The record is from RefSeq and is a predicted model, not a curated record. The transcript is spliced from 2 exons. The annotation marks the transcript as partial. Gene Ontology annotation, molecular function: DNA binding; protein dimerization activity.
CGCCGCAAAACCAGUCUGAUGAAAAAGUCUUUCAAAUAUAGCAAGAUGUGCGGCGCAGAUAUCUAUUUAGGCAUAUGCAUAAGGGACACUGGUCAAGUGUAUAUCUUUUCUGCUGAUGCUUCAGGAUUCUGGGCAUUUGUUGGAUCUAAAUUGAACUGCUAUUAUCCACCUCCAAGCCAAGUUACUGACAGGGACUUCAGUAACUCA